Messenger RNA from Porites evermanni, 6706 nucleotides. NCBI's taxonomy places the organism in Eukaryota, Metazoa, Cnidaria, Anthozoa, Scleractinia, Poritidae. The record is from the annotation of a GenBank genome assembly.
AUGGAGUCAUCAGAGCAAAACGGGGCUAGUAUCUCAGAGACUCUUUGCCCCAAAAUGCUAGUUUGUCUAGCAAGAGGACCUUUUGGAUGUUUUUUUUCUUUAUGUAAUAUCCCGACAAAUCCUAUGAUUUCAAAAAUUUGUACAGUGCAAAGAGUACUGCAAUCUGCAGUGAAUCUGUAACAGAAUUUGUAAUUUGUGAGUUAUGAAGAUCAGUAAAUUCUGAAUUCUAAUUCUAACGGGAAGGCUUUGAUGAUAGAUUGCGCUAGCAUAACUUUGGUAUCCGUCUUUACAAGCAUAAUUUUCAUUUUUGCGAAAAAAGCAUUGCUUGCAUAAUUUUCCCUUUUGGCUAGUUUUGCAGCACAAAUAUUGUUAUUUAUUGAUCAUACAACCAACUUUUUUGGCCUGAGAUCAGUUUUACGGGCAUAUUUAAGUAACGAAAUCAUUUUAUGCCCGCUUACUGUCACAUCCGAGGGGCCUGGGUGACCCAGGACUCCUUCCUCAGGCCUCAAUGCAAUGCAUGCACAUAACAAGCUCGGUUACCCUAAAUGGCGUGUUGAUUAUUGUUUGAGUUUCAAUAAUAUAGUUGGCAGACAGUUUUGUUGUUUCAGUGCUUUAUCUCUCAUACAUUCAUCUAUCGCUGAAAACUAGAGUUUGCAAGACAGUGAUAGCCAGGGAAUUGUAAAUAGGAUAAACGUGUUUCCUUUUUCCCCUUUGUUGCCUAGUUUUUUUAGGACCUAAAUUUAAAAAAAAGAUAAAUAUACGAGCAAUGCUAGUAGGAGCCAGGAUAAACGGGUGGCACAGGUAAAAAAUGCGUUUUUUCAAACAUUUGACCGGACUUGCGCCAACGGGGUCGAAGUCUCAAAUGAUCUCCUUCUCCUUUUUUUCAGAUUUCUUCAAAAAUCUGGAAAGCAGUUUAGUUUCGAAGCUUUACUGGACCAAGAUGGCUAUUCCUGUUGUAGAUUUUAGCGCCAUGGGUUUACAAAACAAGAAUCAGCCUUGGUCGGAAAAUAGCAAUGCUGUCAAAGACUUGGCUGAGAAACUCUACAAUGCCUUUAGCACGGUUGGAUUUGUGUAUCUUAAAAACCAUGGGAUUCCCCAGGAAAUGGUGCGUUUUUGUUCCAAUGUUUGUUUUUUCUUUGUUGUUGCUGUUGUAAAUAUUUUUUAUUUCAGUUCAAAACUGGGUCAAAGGGUUAAAAGCAGCAUCUUUUUCAGCCUCAUCUUGAGUCUUCACUUUCUCGGACAGUCCGGGAAUUAAUCGAGCCUCCAUCUUGAAGAACAACACUUAUUUUGCAUGGUCCACAUUACAGACCAAAAAAAAGACGUCAAGAUGUUAAAAAAAAUUGCAGUGAAACCAAUCUCUUCAGUUUUGAACACUUUGACGUCAUUGCUGUGGUCUAUAAGAGUUGUGGCGAGAAAAAAAAGCGCAUGCUACGCUAUGCUAAUUGUCGAUUUGUUAACUGAAGAUGGUAGGUGAGCUUUUCAAUAGUUCUGGUGAAAAAAUUUUUCUAGCAGUUGAGGUUCGAUUUAGUACGUUACUACUGCCGUUACCUACGAACGCAUACGUAUUCACAGUCGUCGCUCCUUUUCACCCUGAGCGACGACCGAAAAUAUGGCUGCGUUUGCAGGCUACUGCCAUCGUUGUCGUUCAGUGUAGGAAAGAUUUAACAAAGAUGAAUGUUUGUUACAUACUCGUCCAGUCAACAGAUGACCUAAAAAAAGCAUGAAAAAGUGGCCGCUUUCGAUAACUGGAGGUUCGACAGUAUUUUGUGUCGUUGGUUGCCCUUAGUAUUUGAUCUUGAAUGACCUUUUACCGGUCACUUCUCAGUACUUCUCAAGUAGAAUUCCACCUAUAAAAUAUACCAAGGUCUUGGGAAACCAUCUCUUUUGUUCAUGUUAUUAUAGCCUUCCAUUGGGUAGUUCACUUGAAACUUCGCAAGAACUUGCUGAGCAGCGAACUUGACAGGAGGAACAAUGAUUUUUUUGCUCAUCCUUGAAGUUAAUUUCUUUGUUUAACUCUGCAGAUCGACUCUAUUUUUGUGGAGAUGGAUAAGUUCUUCGCCCUGAGUCAUAAAGUAAAAACGAAAUACAAAAGGGAACACAAAUUCUGCAGAGAUGGUUGGAAUUCUUUUGAAGCGGAAAGGUAAUGCGUGCCCAUUCCCUUGAUUUGUACUUAUGGUGCAAACAAUCGGCCAGAAUUGUGACAUGCAUGUGCAGUAAAGGUAGCACAGUAUUGGCCCUUGAGAAACAGAAAAAACGGCAUUCGUUUCAAAGUUGCCUAGCCAAAAUGGGGGAGCAUUAAAUGAAAGAAGAUCAUCUCAGUUAUAGACACAACUUUUGCAGUUGCGUAAAGAUUUAGUCUGAAAUGAUGCAGGCUUGAACGGGAUUUGAACUCAGCUUGACCUCUGCGAUACCGGUUCAGCGCUCUACCAUUGGAACUAACAAGCCGACAGGAAGCUGGUCUUUUAUUUGGUUCUUUCAAAACCCACGAGCCUCGCUUUAAAACAGGCACUUGGUUCAACCCGGAAGUGGCUUUUUAUAGUCACGUUGAUUGGCUACAAAAUAUUCUUCCCAGGUGAUAGACCUUUUCAGCUUGUUUGGAUUUGUUUUCCCAUUUCAAACCAUGUGAUAGUGCCAAAUCCUAGAAAACUGUUUCCGGCACGUGGUCUGAAUUUGGAAAACAAAACAUACAAGCCAAAAGGUCUAUUGAAUAGUAAUAAUAAUAAUAAUAAUAAUAAUUAUAAUAAUUUAAUGAUAAAAAUAAUAUAGUAAUAAACCAAACCGUUUUUGCUUUCUCUUCGUUCACAGCCUUAAUUCAGAGAGACCACCAGGUUACAAAGAAACCUUGGAUUUGAACUCAAUUUAUGAGGCAGAUUUUGUAAGUUUUAAUAGGUAGCUUGUUGACACUUGCGCUGAGUGCCAGAGCCUUUUUUACCUUUUUUCUUACCUAAUUCAUGAUAGUUUGCGGCGAAUUGAGGCGGGUUAUUUCCUCCCAGGUAUUUUGAGAACGGACCCCUGUUGCCGGUUAGUUAGCCAGGACGUUUUUUUUUACAAUUUCCUAAGAAAAAGUUUCAUUCUGACAGUCUGGGCCACAACCAGAUCUGGAUAUAUGAUGACGUCGUCUAAAUUUUGUCUGAAAGAGGUUUCUAAUAACAGACGCUUUCGAUAAACAUUUAAGAAUAAAAAUCAACGAUAAAAAUUUUGAAUGACGUUUCGAUGACUCGCUCAUCAUUUUCAAAUUCUAAAAAGUUAGAUUGUUAAAAGUUCUUUAUAUAUUAAGAAUAUACACCUGCGUGACUCUCACAAUCAGAAGAACAAAGACCUCACUGAACAAUUCACUAUACUGAAGAAAUGUCGUGGGAAAUUUGAAUGCUUGAUCUACGAAAUGCUUUUUAUCCAGGAAAUGAAACCCAAACUGAACACUCAAUCAGACUCAAUAAAAGCGAAACUUUUUAGUACCUAAUUAACACUCACUACGUUCCACAUUGUAGUUUUUAAUCACGUGCAACGAGACUUCACACGCAUUCUUAAUAUAUAAAGAACUUUUAACAAUCUCACUUUUUAGAAUUUGAAAAUGAUGAGCGAGUCAUCGAAACUUCAUUCAAAAUUUUUAUCGUUGAUUUUUAUUCUUGAAAAAGGUUUCAUUUGAAUUAUACCAUCAUAUCGAAUCAUAGUUUCGUCCACUGAUUCUAACGUUCUCGUCCACAGAAUUAAAAUUUAGACCCGGUGAUAUAUGGAGAAAAAGUACCCCGAGCAGGGUCGCCCUCUAACAGCGAGCGUUCCUGAUAUCAGAAAAAUGUUGACCCCCUUGUCCUUGUCCAAGACAACAGAACUCGCACAUGCGUUAAUUGUCUCGCUUUGAUCUAGUUGUCCCAGCUGGGCGAGCCAAGUGAAUGUAAGCCAGUGUAGGACGGUGACUCCGGGCCUACCUUCACAAAAGGUUGACCUACCUUGCCGGGUCACCCUUCUAGCAGAGCCAGCGCUAGCAUUUCUUUUAUCAUAAAAACGGUCUCGCGUAUAGCAGCAUAAAGGACAAUUUGCCUAGCCUUUAAAUGGGCGUCUUGAUUGGAUUACAAGAAUAUCGUUUUCUGAUUUGUGUUUUAAUUAUAUUUUUACAACUAAUUUCUUUCGUUUUUUCUUUUUACCAUCAAUGUUCUUGUGUUGCAGAGAUGGCCCAAUGAAGAGAUAUCAAACUUCCAAAGCAACAUUACACGUACCUAUGAGACCAUGACAGAGCUAAGCUUCAGGGUGCUAUCUGCCAUGGCUAUAGGUCUUCAACUGGUAAGAAAAUCAUGUUGACAUAACAAACGAUUACCGUGCCCUAAAAUCGAAAAAUGGAGAUUUUAUAUUCUAAGACGAGGACAACUACGAGUAGUACGGCGCAUUUGAAUAUAUUAUAGAUAUUUGCGCCUUAUAAGUUUUGAAUUAAUAAUUAAUUAAUACGAGAUUUUCUCAGUACUAAGAAGUGCUCGCGCAAGAACCAGCACCAUCUUGGCGGGAAAACGUCCACCCGUCCGCCCGCACCACAGGGAAACCACUGUAAAAUGUCACACUUUCUAGAUAGCGUAGGAGCCUGCAACCUGAUAUUGCACAUCCAUCUGCUGUGGUCAAUUGACAGCUGUCAAAACGGGGCAUUCGCUAACCAGUAUCACAUGACCAUAUCACGGGCUCUGGUAUCGACCCAUCAACCACCUUUUGAGUCAUCCGCUGACAAGUUACUAGUUCCUAACUGAUCGCGGGCUCAACCCCAAGUGGAUUUCUUUGUGAUGGUUCAGUACAAGUUUAUUUUUUGAAGCAAAUUAUAAAUGUUUAGGGUAUUAAACGGGAGCUUCGCUUUUAGCUUUGGGUAAACCUAUACAUUAACUUAUUCUUUGAUUUCUUGAACAGAAACAUGACGCGUUUGCCCAUGCAUUCGAAAAAGCAGGCACUUUACAAGGAGAAACUAUGUUAAGGUAUAGUUACUACCCCACGAUAACUGAUAUGAGUAACGUCAAACCAGGUCAGCUUCGUUGUGGAGAGCAUACUGACUGGGGCGCCAUUACACUUCUUAUCCAGGAUGAUGUUGGUGGACUUGAGGUAAAGAAAGCUACCGUUAAUUAAGCCAAGCAAAUAAAAAUAAUAAAUAAACAAACAAAUGUUUUUCCUCCAGGCCUGCUUCAUUUCUUGGGGUCGUCUAUUUCUUUGUUACUGGAAAUGUUGGAAUAAACAAAACCCGACACGCGGUACUUUCAACACUAGUUAUUCUACAAUUCUACAUAACGGGCGUUACUUUUCAUAAUAAAAAGAAUUAAACCUAUUGACAUUUUUCAUACACCUUGCCUAUUGAGAUAUAUCGUACGACGCAUUACGUCGUUAAAACAUGUAUCAAACUAAAUUUGUGUCACAUCAUUAUCUGACGUUUCAAUAUUAAUAUUUGACCAAAAACUCCAACUAAUCCCCGACCGAAGAUUCACUUGAAAACCGCGAAUAAAAAGGUUUGAAAUAACAACAACAAGCGCUCGCCUGCUCUCUUUUUUCUAGAAAUCCGGACGAGAAACAUUUGUUUUUAUUUCUACUUGGCCCUAGAUAACCUAGGAAAAAGCAUUAACUUACACUAACAAGUCCAUUGCUUCUUAAUUUGCUUCAGAUACGCAACGUUGAUGGAAAAUUUGUUCCUGCUCCACCAAUAGAAGGAACAAUGGUGGUCAACAUUGGCGACAUGAUGGAAAGAUGGACGGCGGAUAAACUGAAAUCAACGGUAUGUUGGAGAAUGCAACCCUCAUACUAAGCCUACGUUUCAAUGGUUUCACAAAUUGGUUAAUUUACCCCCGGGGGGUAAAACUCAAAAAAGUUUUACAGGGGGAGACUCCGCCCCGAGGUCCGACUCCAUACGGUUUUCAUGCAAUUUUUUACAGAAAAGGCACCUUCCAUUAAAAAAUGGUACCCCUUUUAAGACCAGGUUUAGAGCUCUGCAUCCCUUUUAACUGCUGUAAAUGCAUUGUCUUUAAAAUAUGAAAAAGUCAGAAAAACAGGAAUUUUUUUCAUCGCCACCAGGAACCCAUCAUUUGAUGGGCUCCUGUCGCCAUAAAUUCUUAACUUUUAUUAUUUGUAUUAACUUUUUUAGGUCUUUUUAUAGACGGAAAGACAGAUUUCCCUACCCCUUUAUAUACUUCAACUAGUGAAAUCAUAUCCCUACCCUUUCAUAUACCUGAAGCCUGAAAAAGGUACCCCUUUCAGUAGGAGUCUUCCAUUAUAGGGAGUACCCCCCGGAAAUUAAGUGAAAACACUUUUCCCCGCCAAAAUCCAAGCUCCGGUUUAUCUCUGAAUGCGCAUGAUUAGCAUUAUAAAGGAACAAAAAAAUUGUCAGCUAAACGUUUUUCCUCUGUCAAAAUAUUAAUUUCUUGGGUGUAUCCGGCUAGCUAAUUGAUUUGAAGAGCUCCUUAGGACUGUUCCAAAACGCUGAUACACGAAUUCCUCUGAUUCCCAACUAACACCCCAGUAUAAACAAGGGACUUCCUUAAACUAACUUACUGAUCGUAUCUAAUUCGCGCAGGUUCAUCGUGUACUGAUACCCGAAGAGCAGAUCAAACGCCGUCACCGUCGUUCCUUAGCACUUUUCUUUAAUCCCGAUGUCGAUGCGGUUAUCACAUGUAUGGAUGGGUCUAACAAGUAUCCUCCGGUCACAUCCGGGGAGUGGGUCAAAAUGAAACAGAAUUUGGCACACAAAUAA